Messenger RNA from Lycium barbarum (goji berry), 1218 nucleotides. RefSeq lists its product as uncharacterized. Bases 1 to 1218 code for a protein of 405 amino acids. The record is from RefSeq and is a predicted model, not a curated record. The transcript has 3 exons. NCBI's taxonomy places the organism in Eukaryota, Viridiplantae, Streptophyta, Magnoliopsida, Solanales, Solanaceae.
AUGAGUCAUAGUACUCCUGCUGUUGAUCCUCCUUUUCAACAAAUGGCUGAUUUAUUUCGUCACAUAGCUAGAAGAAUGCCCGACCCUAAUGAAAUAAACUUUGAGAAAAUGAGAAAAAUGAGGGGAGUUGAGUUUGAAGGCACUAUUGAUCCUACGGAUGUCGAGCAGUGGUUGGAGUGCAUGGAAAGAGUAUUUGAGCAAUUAGAGUGUUCAGACGCUACCAAAUUUAAGCAUGUUGUCUCACUGUUACAAAAAGAUGCCUAUGACUGGUGGGUAAGUGUACCGAAUGCCAAGGAAAAACCUCCUGUUCUUACUAGGAAUGAUUUUGUCAAAGAAUUUCAUAUGAAAGGUUCAUCAAAAAGGGGAAGGUUUGAUAAUUCCAAAGCUGUUAGUGUUCACAAGUCAGCCCGGCAUAAGCAAAAUAGAUCAAAUUUCUCUACUGCUAGCACUCCAAGCUAUGGCCAAGGAAAGACUCGUGUACCCACUUGUGCACAAUAUGGAAAGAAUCACUCUGGUACUUGUAGGAGAGCUUCUGGUGCUUUUUUUAAUUGUGGGAGCUUCGAUCAUAAAGUGAAGGAUUGUCCUAAUCCUAACCUUAUUUCUUCUCCACGUACAGAAGGCUCAGUUCAAAAACCUAUUACCAGUCCUUCUCAAGGUAAUAGAGGUGCCAGAUCUAGAAACAUGCAAGCAACAAGUGCAGAUGGAGCUAAUCAAGCUAGUAGGUCAAGAGAUACAGCACAAGCUUAUGCUAUGAGACAGAGGGAUGACCAAGAUAAGGCGGAUGGGGUUGUUGGUUUUCCUAAAAAUGUGAAAUCUGUGAGACUUGAUUGUGGUGUGUUUGUCCAAAGUCCUUUGGGUCAACAUGUUAUUUGUAAUCAAAUCUAUCGAGAUUGUCCCUUGGUGAUUCAAAAUCUAGUCUUACCUGCUAAUUUUAUUGAAAUGCCUUUCCAAGACUAUGGUGUCAUCGUCGGUAUGGAUUGGCCUUAUAGAUACCAUGUAGUAGUGGAUUGUAGGUCAAAGCAUGUGACCUUUAGAGCUCCUUCAUUUUCACACAUCAUUGUUCAAGGUGAAAGAUCAUUGACAUCUAAUAUUAUCUCUGUGGUUGUGGCAAGAAAGAUGGUUAGUAAGGGUUAUGAAGCUUAUCUUGCUCAUAUAUUUGAUACACACAUGGAAAGUCCAGGCCUUAAAGAUAUACCAGUUGUAUGUGAAUUUCCCUGA